GUGGUCGACGCUAUUAUUCUCUCUUGCCUCUCCAGCCCCCCUUUCGCCCGUGUGCUACGACCAUGUCGCCGCCUUCGACGCUGCCCGAGUGCUGGGGUCACCGUGGAGCUUCUGCAGCGUUUCCCGAGAACACGCUGGCGAGUUUUGAGAAAGCUAUCCGCGAUGGCGCCGAGGGCAUCGAGAGCGACGUCCACGUCUCCAUAGAUGACGUGGUGGUUAUGUUUCACGACCCGGCCCUGGACCGGACGACGGAUGGCAAAGGCCUUAUUAGGGAGCAGAUGUGGUACGGCGAAAAUGGAAUGGAACGCUUGAGGACCGUGAAGGAGCCCAAGCAGGCCAUCCCAACAUUUGCCGAGACCAUUGCUCUCCUGAUGGAGCCGGAGAACCGCCACGUCAAGUUUAACGUCGAUGUGAAGGUCCAGAACGACCCGGCCCGGCUGUUCAAGCUCAUGCACGCCAUCAUUUCUGCUCAGCCGGACUGGGAGACGACGCUCGCGCCGCGCAUCCUGCUCGGGCUGUGGCACACCGCGUUCAUCGCACACGCGAAGGCUCAUUUGCCGUACUGCCGGCGCUCGUACAUCGGGAACAGCAUCGAGAUCGCACGCAAGUACUUCUGGGACCACUGCGAGGUGUUCUCGCUCAAGUUCGCGGUGCUCACGACGGCGGAUGGGGAGAAGUUCAGGCGGGAGUGCAAGACCGCGGGGAAGAAAAUCAUGGUGUGGACGGUGAACGAGCCGGUGCAGAUGGUUGAGGCUGUAAGAUGGGGCGUGGAUGUGAUCAUCACUGACGUCACGCAGAAAUGGCUUGAUUUGCGGGGCGCUCUGCGCGUGGACUACGACAAGAUUGCGGCGCGGCAUGGGCGCACGUUCCUGUGGACCAAGUGGGAGUACUGGCCGCCGGCGCGGAUCCUGGAUACGUGGUCGAACAGCAAGGAGGUGGAGGCGUUUGCGGGGCCGUUCAUGCAGGAGAUCACGUUCCCGCGCGUAUCGGCGUCUGCAUGAGCGUCGGGUGGCGGUUGCCGUGCUUUCUCCUUUCACGUUUCUUACAGCUCAGACAUUUUAGACACUCGUAAUGCGAUAGAUAUGAUUUCAGAGACUCGACUUGCGUUUGUGUGCUUGGGUACGGGUUGGGGUUCACUUCCUCGUUGUCGGAUUGGCUGUCUUGUGCUGAGGACGAAUUGAACGCACUUGUUUUU
Messenger RNA from Postia placenta MAD-698-R-SB12, 1195 nucleotides. RefSeq lists its product as hypothetical. Gene Ontology annotation, biological process: lipid metabolic process. Bases 63 to 1001 code for a protein of 312 amino acids. Lineage: Eukaryota; Fungi; Basidiomycota; Agaricomycetes; Polyporales; Adustoporiaceae. The record is from RefSeq and is a predicted model, not a curated record. Gene Ontology annotation, molecular function: phosphoric diester hydrolase activity. The transcript is spliced from 9 exons.